AUGCAGUUCUGUGGAUGUUUGCUGUUCUCCUGCCUGAUGUUCAUCACGUUGCUUCACUGCAGCGUCGACGGCUUCAGAGUCCAACAGCAGCCUGCUCGGCGUGUAGUCCGGCCCUCCUCCAGGGGUCCGGUGGCUCUUCGGUCUCGCCCGGGUGGGGUGAAGGCGGGGGAGGAGCUGACGGCGAAGCUGCUCCGGUUGGACGACCUGGUGAGGAUGGAGAAUGAUGUGAUGGAGCCGAAGAGGAAGAGGAGCUUCUCCGGCACCAACCCCCCGUUGGACCGCCUGUCGGUGAGCUCCAUGGAGACCAAACAGGGAUCAGCCAAGCAGAGCAAGGCCGUAGAGUUGCCACGACGACGAGCCAACCCGCCUCCCAUCGACAGGAUCGGAAUGAGUCGUCUACCAAACAGUCGAGGAUAGGCCACGCCCCCUCUUGAUGACACCCAACACCGUCUCUACAACGCCCUCCUCUGGACAGAGGUAUCACCACAGAUGCAUGAAAACACAGCCAAUCACCAACCGC
Anoplopoma fimbria (sablefish) is the source of this 520-nucleotide messenger RNA. RefSeq names its product osteocrin (gene ostn). Gene Ontology annotation, biological process: hormone-mediated signaling pathway. Gene Ontology annotation, molecular function: signaling receptor binding. Lineage: Eukaryota; Metazoa; Chordata; Actinopteri; Perciformes; Anoplopomatidae. Bases 1 to 417 code for a protein of 138 amino acids. The transcript is spliced from 4 exons. The record is from RefSeq and is a predicted model, not a curated record.